UUUAGUUUCUUUUUUAAAGUAAACACCAAAUAAAUUAUUAACAUGGCUAAAAUUUUACUUCUAUUAUUAAUAACUGUUAAUUCUGUGAUAUCAAUGGAAAUUUUUCUUGCAAGAAUGAUGCUUAUGGUUGAUACAAAUCCAUUAACAAAUAAAAUUAUUCGAUUUGAAAAAAUUGGCAAUACUAUUGGAAAUAAUAAUAUUUCUAAUGAUACAACCUCAUCCAGAGAGAGUGAUCUUAUGCAAUCAUUGGGUAAUGAAUUACACAAAAAAUAUGUCUUUGGUGAAAAACUCAAAUUAAAAUGGAUUAAUGGCCUACGUCUUUACAACCAACAUGAUUUUUAUGGUCGAAUGAUUAUUAAAUAUGAAUCAAAUAAAUAUCCAGAAGUGAAUACUCCAUUUUCAGUUUGUAAAGAUCUGACAAGAAAGGAAGACGAUAAAAUGUCAUUAGCAAGGGAUAUAUUUUUCCAAGUUUUUAUCAAAAGACUGGAAAAAUUUUAUGAUUGCGUUGAAGCAGAGAAUACAGUUAAUGUGGGCGAUAAAUUUUAUUGGGAACUUUCAAAACUUGAUUUUACUCAUUGCAAUGUGAAUGCAACAAUACGUUUUGAAAUGAAUUCAAAAAUUGCUGCCGAUUGUGGUAUUGGUGGAUCAGGUGAAAUAAUUGAUUAUAAAACACUUCGAGUUUUGUUUAAUGUGAAAUUUGAUGAUUGUGAUGGAAAAAAAUGGGCACCAUUUAAAGGUUUUUCACGGAGUAUUCUUGCACAAGCAAAAUUAGGAGACUCACUUGAUGUGACACAAGAAAUAUCAAAAAAUCCAAUUAUUCUUUAAAAAAAAAAAAAUUUUUUGGCAAAAAAAAAAAAAAUGAAAAACUGGAACAAUAAUUCUAUGAAUAAUAUAUUUAUUUAACUUUAUAAGUGAAUAAAUUUGUAUUUAAUGUAAAUAAAUAAA
This is a messenger RNA of Leptopilina boulardi, 945 nucleotides long. RefSeq lists its product as uncharacterized. Lineage: Eukaryota; Metazoa; Arthropoda; Insecta; Hymenoptera; Figitidae. The transcript has 4 exons. The coding region runs from base 43 to 825 and encodes 260 amino acids. The record is from RefSeq and is a predicted model, not a curated record.